Cornus florida is the source of this 778-nucleotide messenger RNA. RefSeq names its product clathrin interactor EPSIN 1-like. The transcript has 2 exons. Gene Ontology annotation, molecular function: phospholipid binding; clathrin binding. The record is from RefSeq and is a predicted model, not a curated record. Gene Ontology annotation, cellular component: endosome; plasma membrane; clathrin vesicle coat. The coding region runs from base 131 to 778 and encodes 215 amino acids. NCBI's taxonomy places the organism in Eukaryota, Viridiplantae, Streptophyta, Magnoliopsida, Cornales, Cornaceae. Gene Ontology annotation, biological process: endocytosis.
UAGGUUUUUGUUGGAUUUGUAUGAUGUGUCGUUAUGGUGCUCUCUAGUGUCGGUAGCCUCAGAGUCUCAUCAUCUUGCUCAUGAUUUGGAUAGAUGUAUGAAGGGUUAACAAUAGUUGUUCAGUUUCUUGAUGUCUGUGUUUUUUAUGUGUGUUUUUUGUGUUAUUGAAUUUGAUUUUUUGUGCAAUAGAUUGGGUAGUUUUGACACGAAGAAUUGGAGGUUUUCAUAUAAGGCUCUGAUUGUGCUUGAAUACUUGUUGACCCAUGGACCAAAGAGUGUUGCAGAGGAGUUUCAGAGUGAUAAAGAUGUUAUCUGCAAGAUGGGAAGCUUUCACUAUAUUGAUGAGAAAGGAUUCAAUUGGGGACUUAAUGUUAGAAAGAAAUCCGAGAGAAUACUGAAGCUGCUUGAAAAAGGGUCUGUUCUCAAACAAGAAAGGGAUAAAGCUAGGAAGCUAAGUAGAGGGAUUGAAGGGUUUGGGAGCUACUCGGAGAGGUCUUUUUCAGCACAGAGAAUUCUUACAGAAUCAGAGAGACUUGGAUAUGGAAGGUGUCAUUCUGAAUCUACUAGUCAAAGAACUCAGGAUGAUUGGUUUUCAUUCUCGAAGGACGAAGGUCCAUCCGAAUCAGAGCAUGAAAUAUCUCAGCAGACUCAUCUGGAAAAUGUGAAUUUGGUGUCCAUCAAGAAAAUGGAGAACUCCAACUCUAUGGGUGGUUUUAGUGAUGAUGAGGUACUUGAAAAGUUUGGUGCUAGAAUAAGUUCCAACAAACCGUGGCCAUAG